GUACCUGCUGCAUAUGUACCACUGCACCCAGACCCCCCAGCACUUCUGUCUGCCCAUGUCAUGGAGCGGUGUGGGCUGAAGUACUUUGUUCUACAGAGUGACCUGUUGCAGGUAAAGAGCAUUCACAGAGCAUUAUGAUAGUGGUUUAUAUUAUAACUGUGGUUUAAAAUUAUAAUUACUUACUGACAUGUUUCACCCUCUGACUAUUUGACUUUAUCUCUCUCUUUUCCCCCCCAAACAAUUCAAGACUGCAUUUUCCAACCUCAUGUCUGUAGAGGUGUGUGCAGUGUGGUCUGCUCACAACCUAACCCUCAUACUAAUACAGCACAGUCCAAUUGCAGCCCAUGUCCAGGAUGGGGUAAUGGCCCAAAAAGGGGUGCCAAAUGCUGACCUCUUUACUCCUGCUGCAGUGAGAGUGCCAGCCAGGGGUCACUGGCGUUUAUAUUACACACAUCUGGAACAACAGGUCUUCCCAAGAGAUUGAGGGUACCACCCAAGUGUAUAGUGCCUAAUAUACUGGUUUAGUUGGAUUGGUGUGAUGCAUGUAUUUCUGUAUCUCAAUGUCCAUGUCACUGGUUGUAUGUAUUGAAUUUCAGUGAAUAUUGUUUGUUAAACAGCAUUCUGUCCUUAUCUCUUCAGAUCUCUGUUUCACAUGACACAAGAUGAUGGGGUGUUCCUGGCCUCUCCCCUGACCUUUUAA
This is a messenger RNA of Coregonus sp. 'balchen', 700 nucleotides long. The record is from the annotation of a GenBank genome assembly. Lineage: Eukaryota; Metazoa; Chordata; Actinopteri; Salmoniformes; Salmonidae.